Linnemannia hyalina is the source of this 924-nucleotide messenger RNA. The record is from the annotation of a GenBank genome assembly. NCBI's taxonomy places the organism in Eukaryota, Fungi, Mortierellomycota, Mortierellomycetes, Mortierellales, Mortierellaceae.
AUGUACAUAAUCGUUCGACCGCAAAGGUCCUAUGGCCCGGUACAAAGCGCCAUCGCUGUCCUGAACCUCCUCUCGCUCCUUGUGGGCAUGAUCCUACUCUUUGUGGGCACAUUUGUCUAUUUUGCGCCUGCCGCAAUCUUUGUCACCUCAACCCUCCUGCCACACCUAAUCUUGGUCCUCGGCGCCACAAUCUCACUGGUCUCCUUCUUGGGGUACUAUGGAGUCAUGAACGAAAAGCGCUGGAUCCUGUGGGUACACGGGUUGAUCCUGUUGAUUGCCAUUGCACUCCAGAUCACUGUCGGCGCUAUUGCGUUCGUCUACCGAAACCAGGGAACUGAGGUCUUGGACGAUGCCUGGGACCGGGUCUUCCGUUCUGACCCCCGUGUCAUCCUUGACCUUGAGAGCUUUUUCCAAUGCUGUGGAUUUGAGCAUGUGUUGGACAGACCUGUGCCCAUCACCUGUGCCAUUGACCGUCGCUACACUACCGGAUGCCGAGAUAACAUCCAGACCGCCUUCCAGGACAGUCUGCAAGCCAUUGGCGUCAUCGGAGCCAUUCUUGGAGGCAUUGAGUUGGUCUGCUUGCUGGGAGCAGCGGUGUUGUUCCACCGAUUCGACAAGCAGAGAUAUCAGCGAGAACGCGAUGAUGGUGAGGGAUCCCUGGUCAGGGCACUGUUGGAUGCUCAGCAGAUCGACCAACACAUUGAGCAGGCUCGUUUGCAGCGGGAGCGUCAGCUGCAGUAUGAGGUGUUGGCAGGACAGGUCCGAGCACAGUCUUUGGCGCGAGCUCAGCAGGAGGGUCUUUUGAAUGAGGAUCUUGGAAGUGGAAGCGGAAUUGGCAGUGGAUUGGCACGCGACCCUCCACCCUAUGGCACGUUUGACAAUUCGUCUCGCAAGCCUAAGAACUCGAGGAAUGGAGGUUACUAA